AUGGCUUCGAAGGUAUGUUUAAUAUUAUUUCUAAGUUUUUUUAUAAAUUUUACUAAUUUUAGGACGAACAACAAAGAAAAAAGAAGGAAUCUAUUGUGGAAUUGGCCAGAUUCAUCGACAAAAGAGUCCGUGUGAAGUUCCAAGGCGGCAGAGAAGGUAAAUUUUACAUUUUGAUUUUUGAUUAUGUUUUUAGGCGGAUAUUAAACUAGAUUUGAGGUUUAUUUGGUUGAUUUUAAGGUAUGAGAAAGAAAAGAGGUAUAGGUGUUGGAUGGGUCAUGGAGAAUAUAGUUUUGCCGCUGUUAGAGUUGGUUUUUGUCUUAGAUUGUUUCUUUGAAGUUUUAAAAAGUUAUUUUACAACUUUGAGUUAAUUUUGACGAUUCUAAAGACUAAAUUCGAUGGAUAGCGGUUAAAAAUUGAGAGUAAUAUCAGGUGUUGACAUGAAUAAUUUAAUUUUUUUUAUUAGAAGUUAUUCCUGGGUUUAGGUGUGUGUGUAAUAGCUUUUUCAUUGUGUUAUACAGUUUUUGUUAAGUUUGAGGAUUGUAGAAUUAAUAUUAAUUGUUUUAUGACUAAAAGUGUGGAAUAACAUCAAGUACUGUCAUAUAUAAUAAUGUUUUGGUCAAUAGCUUUUGGCUCAAUGUUUCAAUUUAUGUAAAACUGUUUGGAAGACUUAGAUAUACGUUUUUAGAAGCUACUAUUUGUAUAUAUACAUAGUUUCAUCUUCAAAAUUUAGUUCUCCGAUCUAAAUCUCAGUCCCACUCAUGACCAAUAUAAUUUUCUAAAUUCUAGCUACCGGAAUCCUAAAAGGCUACGAUGCGUUGUUGAAUUUGGUACUUGAUGAUACAGUGGAGUUUCUGCGAGAUCCAGAAGAUUUGUUACGAAUUACUGAUGAAACCCGGAGCUUGGGAUUGGUUGUAGCACGAGGUACGGCAAUCACGGUGGUGGCGCCGAACGACGGAGUGGAAAAUAUUGAGAAUCCUUUUGUUCAGGAAUAA
Molecule: messenger RNA, 992 nt
Organism: Bursaphelenchus okinawaensis
Lineage: Eukaryota; Metazoa; Nematoda; Chromadorea; Rhabditida; Aphelenchoididae
Source: the annotation of a GenBank genome assembly